Bicyclus anynana (squinting bush brown) is the source of this 6777-nucleotide messenger RNA. RefSeq lists its product as uncharacterized. Gene Ontology annotation, molecular function: protein binding; RNA binding. Bases 177 to 2306 code for a protein of 709 amino acids. Gene Ontology annotation, cellular component: SCF ubiquitin ligase complex. Gene Ontology annotation, biological process: SCF-dependent proteasomal ubiquitin-dependent protein catabolic process. The transcript is spliced from 13 exons. The record is from RefSeq and is a predicted model, not a curated record. Lineage: Eukaryota; Metazoa; Arthropoda; Insecta; Lepidoptera; Nymphalidae.
CAUUCCAACUCCACGACUUCAAGUUCUAUGUUGUGGAGUAAUGAGUAUUUCAUUAAUCGUUUGUGGUAUUUACUAAAAAUUAUCUGUGUUCUAUAUUCAUUUUUCAUGUUUAAAAAAUUGCUGCUACUGUUACUGCCAGAAAUUCUAAACCGUCCUAAAUAUAAUUUUUGUAGGCCAUGUUUUUCGACGAUGAAGAUGAAGCAUAUUUCAAUCCAGAACUGUUUAACGUUGUCCGGCGAGAACUUUUUGCGAUUAGUUCAAAUCUAAGUUUGACACACUUUGGAUUAAGGACGACAAUCCCUACGCACACUGAAGACGGGAUUCCCAUCAGGAAGCUGUAUGUUUCUAACUUGCCACCUAAGACAACUAGAGCAGAGCUGUUUGGUGUGUUUGCUCAAUACGGGUUCAUAAAGAGCUGCUGGCUGCGGAUGGGGGACAGGGGCCCCUACAGGCCAUCAGUACCUACUUACGCCUUUGUCACAUUUAGUAAUCCAGCUGACGCUCACAAAGCUCUCCUAGCACCAACACACGAAAAAAUGUUAAGAGGUCGAAGUCUCAAGAUAUCACCAGCCGACAGUUGGCAUCAGCCAUCUGAAGACCCCAACGGCGUUAUCAACUGGAACCCGCAGCAGGUGUAUCUCAGGGAUGGUAGCAGCAACAUGCCCAAUUGUGGUUCAACACAGGAGAUUGGUAACAAUGAAGAAGAAUUGCCAGUAACUGUUGUAGCGGAAAACAAUGAUAAAGAAGAAGAAGCAAUCAAUGAUGUAAAUGAGGAGGACAACGAACCAUACAAUAUGCUGGAUAUACUGAACAUGGAUUGUUUGUCACACAUUCUUUCGUACGUUUCUAUUCGAGAUCUUAUCAGAUCUGAAAGAGUUAGCAAAAGAUGGCAGAAUAUGAUUCAAGAAUACCUACAGAGCAUCCGCAUGUUCAAGACGUCGUGGUGGCAGCACGUGCCGGUGACGCUGACGACGGCGGUGCUGCGGCGCGUGCUGCUGCGGCUGGGCGAGUCGCUGCUGCGCCUGCACAUCGACCACCACUGGUCGGCGCUCAACGACCGCACCGCGCACACGGUGGGCAAGUUCUGCCCCAACCUCGAGGAGUUGAAGGUGGUUGGGAUGCACACAAAAAAUUGGAAUCCAUUAAUAUACGGAUGCAGGAACCUCAAAAGUCUUACAUUUGUCUCGUGUAACAAGGUAACAGAUUCAAGUCUAGUCCAUCUUGUGAAAAAAGAUUCCUGCAUAGAAAAUCUCACUGUUGCCAACAAUACACAUGUCACCGGACUAUUUCUAACUGGUUCAAAUCCACCGAAACUCUCCUCAUUAGAAUUCUACAACUGCUACAGUCUUCAAGGCACAGUGUUGAGUGCAGCAUUGGACAGUCUACAAAGUCUAACUACACUGAAAUUGGACGUCUGUCCGGUCACAAUGUGGAAAAUGAUACCGUUGAUACUCAGCAAGUUGUCAAAACUCCAAGAGUUGUCGCUCAGUGAGUACACAUCGGUGGACACUAGCCACAUGCCUGCGGGGAACGACGCCUUGUGUAAAUCUAUAGCGAAACUCACAGAGUUGAAGAUUUUGAAUUUGAGCAGAAACAUUUAUAUUUCUAAUUCAGUGUUGAAGACAGUAGCUCAGUCGUGCACGCUGUUGGAAUCACUGAAUGUGUCAGGGUGCAAUUCGAAGAAAAGUUUUCCACAUCCUGGUGUAGGCGACGACGCCGUGUCGGCGGUGUGCGCGGGCUGCACGUCGCUGACGUCUCUCGACGUGUCGUACCUAUCGGCGCUGAGCGACACGGGACUGAGCGCCGCAGCGCGACUGUCGCGUCUGGUCAAACUGACGGCGCGCGGCAACUCGAACCUCUCCGCCACGCCCUUUAGCGCCGUGCUAGCGUCGUGUCAUCAUCUCGAGGAAAUAGACGCGUGCGGUUGCGACAACGUGUCGGGCGAAGUGAUAGUCGCCGCGACAGACGCGCUGCGAACGCGACCGCGGCCCGUCGCGCUGUACCUCGCCGGCACCGCCGCCGCGCUCGUCGACAGUCCACAGGAGUACGACAGCCACAAGCUGCUGGCCGUGAACCUGGAGGAGGACCGCAGCAACCCGCACCUGCGCGCGGACUUCGUGGACCGGCUGUUCGAGGAGAGCUCGGACGGCUCCUACGACGACAUCUACGACCACGACAGCGACGAGUUCCUCGACCAAGAUGAUGACAUGUUCUUCGAUGACGACGACGACGAGGAUGAUGAUGAUGAUUUGGAAGAUUAUGAAGACAUGCUACAGUAUCACGGACAUAACAUACUUCUGCUUUAAUAUACUAUUAAUACUGUACUAUAAUUAUACUACUACUACUGCUAACCAGUUAGAAUCUCCCAGUUUAUCUACUAAGGGAUGCAUCAUUUACUCUGUGUAUUUAGAUUUUUGUUUGUUUGCUUUUACAGUAUAAUUGUUUCUCGAAAUUGUUUGUUCAAGAUUUGAUAGUUGAGUAGUUGAGAUGCAGGAGUGAAUGAAUGGAUCACAAGGUCCAGGGUUCGAGGUCCUAGACAUCAUUUUAGAAGCUGUUGGUCCUCAGAUCAAGUUGCACUAAAAUAUAUCUACAUAAAUGAUUACAGAAAUUCGUUCUUAAGUCGGAGGAUUAAUUCCAGCCAGUAAAAUGACAAGUGCAACUGUCACUGAAAUGUCAUUUUACUGACCAAGUGCAACUGUCACUGAAAUGACAUUUACUGACCAAGUGCAACUGUCACUGAAAUGUCAUUUUACUGCAAGUGUAACUUUCAUUGAAAUGUCAUAUUACUAGUCAGUUAAAUGACAAGAAAUGUCAUUUUACUGACCAAGUGCAACUGUCACUGAAAUGUCAUUUUACUGACUAAGUGCAACUGUCACUGAAAUGUCAUAUACUAGUCAGUAAAAUGACAAGUGCCAGUAAAAUGACAAGAAAUGUCAUUUUACUGACCAAGUGCAACUGUCACUGAAAUGUCAUUUUACUGCAAGUGUAACUUUCAUUGAAAUGUCAUAUACUAGUCAGUAAAAUGACAAGUGCCAGUAAAAUGACAAGAAAUGACAAGAAAUGUCAUUUUACUGACUGGAAUUAAUAAUCAUACUAUACAUAAUAUUUUUGUUUGUUGUAGUUUUUUUGUGAGCAAGUUAUUUGUUGUUGUGUAUGUAUAUUUGUAAUGUUUGAUUGCUAAGCUACAAUUUUAGUGAUUACUUGAAAAUUGUCAAAAAGGAAUGGUUCAUUUCAUGCCAGGUCUGUGUAUCAUAAAUAAGACUGGGAUUUUAUUCAAAAUAAUAUAAUGAGUGAUUAAGUUUAACUAAAUAACAUGCAGAAUAUAAUAAUGCACUCCCUAUUUUUUUGAGAUAUCACAAAUCUUUUGUCAAAUGUCAUUUUUGACAAGUGACGAGUCUAAUAUGUUUCAGCUAAAAUAUAACUUAUCAUUUUAGAGUGUUAUCAAUCUGCUUAAUCUAAAUUUAGAAUUUAUUGAAUGGAUCAUUCAAGGCCAGUGACGUGCACGUCAUAUAUGCACAGACGCAAUGGAUAGCCUGAAGAAAAUUUCUCCUCUAAUACACUCCUCCUCUAACCUGUAUUAGAGGAGGAAUUUUCCAUUUUGUACAAUUUGUACCUGUAGUGCAUACCCUAGUUACAAACCUUGUGCAGUAACCUGUUCAUAGCAAUUAUUAACAAACGUCAAAACAACAUCUAUCUGCCAUUAUUAUAGGUAUUAGUAGUGCAUUUCUUGGGGAAGAUGUAUAUUUUCUGUGAAUUAAAAGUAAAUUCUUAGAUUUGAAUUCAAAAUACUUUAAUAUUUAUUUAAAUUUCUGUACAAUGACCAGGCCUAGGCUUCAUUAAACAUUGGACCAUUUCCUUUCAUUGAUUAUUUUUUUUUAUUACAGUUAAUAAAUAUUUAAAUACACAUAUUUUUUAUCAUAAGCUACUAAGCAGUACAAGUUAAAAAAAACUCCAGAAAGAAGUGAAGCGACUUCACAACAUAUUAUAUUGUAACUAGUUUGUUUAGUGAUUUGUUAUUUACUUUAAUAUACAUGAAAAAAAGUCUGAAAUAUUGUGAUAGAAUGUAAAUUGUUGAUGUAUCUUUUUUUUUUUCGUAACCGGUAUUAUUUUGUAUGAUAAUAAAUGUAUGUUGUAAAUUGUUAAUGCAGACUGCACAUUAUAAUUUACUACGAAUGGAAUAUUUGUUGUGAUGUGCGAUCACCUUUAAACUAUACUCGGUUCAGGCAUUUAUUUUUUUUUAGACAGAUUGGAGAGAGUUAUAUUUAAACUUGUUACCAGUUUGAUAUAACAAUCUACUUAUCAUAUUAAGAUUUUAUUAAUAAUUUAAAAAAAAACAAUGUUAUUCAUGUUUUUGCUGAACAGCACUUUUAUGAUUUUGUAAACAUACUUGGCAUUGGUCACUGUACUACAUACAUAUCUACACUAAUAUUAAAAAGGGAAAAGAUUUUUCUGUUUGUUUGUUUGUAGCGAAACUACUGGAUUGAUUUUUAUUUUUUCUAUAAAAUAUUGUAUUUUUUAUUUAUGCCUUAUGUACCUAAAAUAAAUGCUUGGGCUAAGUAUUUGCAAUAUUACGGUUAUAUAUUGCACAUCUGCAUUAGAAAGACUGCGAAGCUAUAGUUAUUGUCUCAUAGAAUAGGCUAGUUGACACUUUUAUUUAAUGGUCUUUAAUUUAAAAAAAUACGUGAUAUUUAAAUUAAGUUUUAAAAGAAAUCCUUAACUUUUAUUAAUUAAUAUUUUUUUGCUGGUGGGAGGCUUCGGCCGUGGCUAGUUACCACCCUACCGACAAAGACGUACCGCCAAGCGAUUUAGUGUUCCGGUACGAUGUCGUGUAGAAACCGAAAGGAGUGUGGAUUUUCAUCCUCCUCCUAACAAUUUAGUCCGCUUCCAUCUUAGAUUACAUCAUCACUUACCAUCAGGUGAGAUUGUAGUCAAGGGCUAACUUGUAAAGAAUAGAAAAAAAAAAAUAUUGAUAUAUUUCCGACCCUUAUUCCAUGUAUCACACGAAAUUAAUAUUGUUUAUAUUAAAUUUGAUAUGAGUCAACUACCCUAUUCAGUCGUGGUAUUUUGUUCAUGCCUCAAGCAUUAUAUUUAUUGUAUAUACUUGAUCAAAUAUAUAAUACACCCAAUAAGAUAGUUAAAUAGUUAAUAUUGACAAUAGACGGGCCACUUGUAAUGCUGUGACAGUAUAUAAUAUAAAAUUAUUAAUGUAAUAAAAUGUAUAAAUAACACUAUUGUUGUUACACACAUAUGAAAAUCGGCCAUUUCAUCCAAAUAUGCAUAGUUGUAUUUCACUAGACAGUAGGCAAUAUGUUUGUUUUUAUAUAUAUAUAAUGUGUGUUUCCGAGGGUUUUCUGUAUAUACAACAGUUAAGAGAGUUAAUUUGGUGCAGAAACAAAUAAACUGAUAGUUACAUUUGAUAGAACAUAGAGGUGAUAUUUUUAUAUUGUUUCUAAAUGGACUAAAGUGCCUGUGUGGGUCAGACCUUUGUCAUUUUAUAAAACCUGAAAGUUUGUCAGCACAAGCUUCUACCAUAGCUAAGUAAUUAUUGUGAUUAAUUAUUAUUAUUAUUAUUAUCUACGGUAGGCAACUACGGAGUUGAGCAUGGUGUACCUUUAGAAGGUAGGAAUUCGCCAAUUCACUAACUUUGACUAUGAUAGUGGAUGUAAAAUACGAAAUUUAUCAACUAGAUAUUAGCAUGAUUUCUUUGAAGUUGUUUAAUUUUUUUCUUGAAAAUUCUUUAUUUAAAGCUAACUGAUCAAAACAGAUUAUAGGUAAAAAAUGUCAUCCGGUACCGAUAGAUGACAUUUUCCAGUUGACAUUGACUUUUGGGAGCAAUGGGCUUUACAGAAUAUGAAAUGUGGUGUUUAUUUGACUUGAUGUUUAUUUUAAUAAGUGGUUAAUCAAGACCAAUUAGUGGAUAGGCCAUUAGGUUGUUCCAAAAUCAAACACCAAUCAAUUUAGUUUUAUCAUACAUACCGGUAUUAGGACAAUGUACUGAGGAACUUUCGGCUUUUAUAAAAUGACGCAGGUCUGGCCAUCAUAGCUCUCCAAUCUGAAAUUAGUACAGUUGAAGGCAAACUAUUUAAAUUAGGUAUGGUGUAUUGCAUAUUUUUGCCAUUUUAUAUUACUUGAGACUUACAAAUUGUAUAAACUUUUAAUACCUACAUAAUAAUCAACAAGAUUAUUUUUUUUUAGCAGGAACUGAGUUUUGUUUCAAUGUCAAUAAUUUCAUUAAUAUUAUAUUUUUGUAACUCUUUCUCUAUUAUAGCGGAUGUGAUAAAGUUUGUUUUAGAUGUAUAAUAAUUCAUAAUAAUGUUUUUAUUAGCAACCAACAAGCACAAAGCGAAGAUUAUUUUAGAAAAAUUAAACACCAUUUUACAACCAUGAUUGAUUAAUAUUAUUUAUAUUUUUUUUUCUUUUUUGCUGAUAUUGUUAAUUGUUUAUAAUGUUUAGUUUAAAUAAAUUGUAAGCUUUGUGCUCAUUUAUUUUUGGAUGAAAGUCACAAUAUGUUGAUUUGUUGGACUCAAUCCUGCUCCUGAAAAGAGUUUUUAUUUUUCAAUAUGUUUAAAUUUCAAUCAAUUUAAAAUAGCAUGUUUAUGUUGAGUGAUAUUUGAAGAGUAUUUUUGUGGUUCUUAGUGAGGUAAUGUUUUUAGAUUUGCAUUUUAGGAUAAACCUUGUGCAUGAAUAUAGAUAUGUUUUGUGAGAAGUUCUUAGUUUUUAUACCUUAUUUGUUUUAAUAUCAUUAGUGAAAAAAAAUACAAUCAUUUUCUUCUAGAA